Molecule: messenger RNA, 1415 nt
Organism: Mustela lutreola (European mink)
Lineage: Eukaryota; Metazoa; Chordata; Mammalia; Carnivora; Mustelidae
Gene: CRCP
Product: CGRP receptor component
Exons: 6
Coding region: 104-547 (147 amino acids)
Biological process (GO): transcription initiation at RNA polymerase III promoter
Cellular component (GO): RNA polymerase III complex
Molecular function (GO): nucleotide binding
Source: RefSeq, a predicted model, not a curated record
CGUGCCCCGCGGCGAUCCCGGCGUGCCCCGCGGCGCGCAGACCCGGCGGCGGAGGCGGCUCGGCAGGAGGCUGUGCGUCCGCAAGCGACGGCGCGGGGUCGGCAUGGAAGUGAAGGAUGCCAAUUCUGCACUGCUCAGUAACUACGAGGUGUUCCAGUUACUGACUGAUCUGAAAGAGCAACGGAAGGAAAGUGGAAAGAACAAACAUAGUUCUGGGCAACAGAACUUGAAUACUAUCACCUAUGAAACAUUGAAAUAUAUAUCAAAAACACCAUGCAGGCACCAGAGUCCUGAGAUUGUUAGAGAAUUUCUCACAGCAAUGAAAAGCCACAAGUUGACCAAAGCUGAAAAGCUUCAGCUGUUGAAUCACAGGCCUAUGACUGCUGUUGAGAUCCAGCUGAUGGUGGAGGAGAGUGAAGAGCGGCUCACGGAGGAGCAGAUCGAGGCGCUUCUCCACACCGUGACCAGCAUUCUGCCCGCGGGGCCAGAGGCCGAGCCGAAGAGGAACCCGGACGACGCGAUGGGGGAUGACGAGGACGCUGCAUAGGGGGGGCACGGCCGGCCUGGCUGCCUCAAGACCCUGAGAAGUCAGCAGCCGGUGCCUGGGCACCCAGAGGAUUGCUCAGGGUUUCCCUCUCCGUCCCAGCAGGCCUGGUUUCACAAUUGGCUGCAGAAACCACAAAAACAAGCUUAGAAGAGCUCCUCAUGCCUCCGAGAGACACAGCGUGGUGAAGACAGACGGAGGCUGUCAGGGCAGAGAGCUGAAGGGAGGCGGACGACGUCAGGACGAUGACCGUGCAACCCCUGUGGUAAAAAUGUUUCUUCUGUGGCCUUUGCCGUAGUCGUGGGCAGGCCCUGUAUGCAGCAGGAGGACUGCUUGUGUCGCCUGUGAUGGGCCGUGUCGGAGUCAUGUCGUCUGCUGCUCUUGGCGCUUCCUGAGCAGGGACGCUGAGUACCAUUGUGGGGUGCUGAGCCGGGAGAAUCCAGGCAGAUGACCAGACGCUCCCGGAGCCACAUGUCGUUGCUGUAGGUUGGAAUGAGCCGCUGGACUUGGCUCACCGGAGAGGAAUCUCUUCCUCGAGAACAGCAAGGAUAAGAGAAGAGAGGCCUGGCAGGGCUCUUGUUCACCGGCUCACUACUUAGUCUGCAACCUUAGGGCACCCGCCCGUUCCAGUGGAUGAGCCGCACAGCAGGCCGCGGACAGCAGUGACCGAAGUCCAGUGCUGGCUGCCCGUCGGACCAUGUGCGUCUCCUGCCCGCCCCCUGAGGCCAGGUGGGCUGCGCUUGCACCAGGGUGGGUUGUUUGCGUCUUUAGAAGGGGCACAGAUAGGGACCGGAUAUGAAGGACUAGAGCCUGGUUAUGAGAACUGGAGCUUGUUGGUGGUGGCAGUGGCCUCAGCGCUCCAGUUCCGGGA